AUGGCGGACAAAAAAACUACUAAACCCUCGUCUUCCUCCAAAAAACAGGGGGGAACAGGCAAGGAUAAACCAACAGUUAACCAAAUUUUGGCCCAAGCAAUUGCCUCAGUAAAGAAGGAAGAAGACCCACCUUCACCUUCUUUGGCAUUACUACCUAAGCCGACCUAUUCUGCCUAUGCUUCAGCUAAUGCUCCUGGCCAGUCUAGUGCCUUGACCAUCGCUAACAGGUUUACACCUCUUGGUAGACCA
This is a messenger RNA of Ilex paraguariensis (yerba mate), 249 nucleotides long. The record is from the annotation of a GenBank genome assembly. Lineage: Eukaryota; Viridiplantae; Streptophyta; Magnoliopsida; Aquifoliales; Aquifoliaceae.